UGCUGGUUGGGUAUAGAUUCAAGGUAAAAGGCUGUUAGGGUUCAGUCAUCUUCCACCUCCGAGACCGUCUCGUCCACCGACGAACAAGCAGCUCCCAGCCAAACCCCCGAAUCCCAGGAACGAACGACCCUCAGGGAGGCGCUGUAUAUCACAUAAUUGCACAGUGCUAAACAAACUUCGAGCAAUAUCGAUAAUGAAGUCCUAUACUGGAGCGGCUUUGGUCCUUGUGGCUUGCUCUGUCAUGCAACUAGGAGAAGUCCAUGGCUGGGGCGGUCUCUUUAAUCGUUUCAGUCCGGAGAUGCUGGCUAAUCUUGGCUACGGGGGUCACGGAGGCCAUCGCGGUGGUCAACCCGCUUUUAUGCAGAGACUCGGAGGUGUUGACGUAUACGGAGAUUUGGUCGAGGACGAGCUGAAAGAACCCUGUUACGGAAAACGAUGUACAGCUAAUGAACACUGCUGCCCAGGAUCUGUGUGCGUCGACGUAGACGGAGUUAUCGGAUCUUGCCUGUUCGCCUAUGGACUGAAGCAGGGCGAGUUAUGCAGAAGAGACAACGAUUGUGAAACCGGGCUGAUGUGCGCCGAAGUAGCUGGUGAAACUCGUUCUUGUCAACCUCCAGUUACCUCAAACAAGCAAUACAGCGAAGAAUGCAACAUGUCCGGGGAAUGUGACAUUAGCCGUGGACUCUGUUGCCAGGUGCAAAGGCGUCAUCGACAGACCACGAGAAAGGUCUGUUCAUACUUCGAGGAUCCUCUAGUCUGCAUCGGACCAGUGGCCAGUGACCAGGUGAAGUCCAUUGUCCAGUACACUUCGGGAGAAAAACGGAUCACUGGACAAGGGAAUCGCAUCUUUAAAAGGGCACCGGCUGCUUAGAUCCCCCGAGUUUUCGAAGGCUGGCGAAAUCAGAUAUACAUAAAAAAUCGAUAAUUUAAGAUUACCCUACCGCGUAGAUACUAACCUAGAAAAAACACUCCCUAUGACAUAAUUUACUCCUCAUACCAGUAUAAGAGUGCAAAAUUGAAUCCCUCGCGUGAGCUUGUAAAUUGGCGAUCAUUUUAUGUCGCAUACUGUAACUUUGGUUUUCUAAAUUCCGAUUUCUUCACCCUGAUUUUACUGCGGCGUACAGUUUUAGUAACUGCAGAUUAUUUAAUUUCGUAUAUGGCCAUGACGAUCGGGCAAACGCCGCUCUGAAGAACGGAAAGAUACACUUGCGGCGAACCAGAAGAUUUUAUGCCCGGAGAGAAAUGACGACUCGUGAAAAAAAAAACAUACAUAUCUUUCGUAAUUAUAAUGACUGAAAAAUAUUAUACAUAUCAGUAGGUAUUUAACCUAUUACCAAUUAACUAUUUAUCUAUAUUAUUAAUCGUAUAUAAGAGGCAAUUGUAAUGUCAUUCGUAUUUUAAUGUUUAAGUAUAUAUAGCCCACACGCGUAAGUGUAAUAUUUCAAUCGAAAAUCAAAUUACGAAACAAACUGAGAUGAAAAUUUAUCUGAUGUAACUGUAAACGUCUUGUUCUCGUGUAAUUAUAUGAAAUCAAAGAUCUCGUUUACUGGCUAGGCUGCUUAUAUAAUAUAUUUAUUAUAAGUAAUAUUAACUUUAACCGUUGCGUCAUCGUGUCAAUAUUGUCACGCUAUCGGAAAAAAAUCAGCAAAUCGUAUAUAUAACUAUACCGAUAGUAUACAUACCUAUAUAUAUAUAUAUAUAUGUAUAUAUAUAUAUAUAAAAUAUGUAUCCAUUAAUUGAUUGUAUAUAUACAUAAUACGUAUGCACAAUCAAUUAAUCGAAGUUAAGUGACAUGGAUGUAUAUGGAUACAUAUAUACAUAUCAUAUAGAUACACACAUAUGACUUACGUAUGUAUGUAUACAGCUAUAUAUCUAUAGCGACGUCAAGAUGGGCAUGGCCAUUUCGUUACACUGAUUUUUCAAGUUUUCUUAUUUUUUUUUUUGAUAGAGAGAAAGAGAAUGAAAGAGAGCAAGUUUAAAUCUGACUCUUAAAAUUGGAAUCACGUCUUACCAUGUGAAGAAAGGAAGGAAAUAGAUCUUCGCAAACGUAUUGCGUUGAGUAACAAGAUCUAAACAGACAUGAAUGAAAACUUCCAAUCAGGCAGAGUCUUGAAAGAAGUAAAUCUUCCACAAUUUUCAAAGUGUCUCACAAGUUACACGCUUGCUAACGUGAUGGAAUUAGGGUUUGAUGAAAAAAAAAUUAUAAGAUUAUUAGGAAUAAUUUUGACGUUGACGGUUGAAUAUUGAUUUAGUUCACUUGCUGAAAUGUUAGGAAACAUUACACGUUUUAAAUGAGUAUAAAGUUAAUUCAUUUGCCGAGCCCCCUCUACAGAUGUUUAAAAUUCAAACCGCGUGGGGAGAUAUGCAAAGCUAAUUUUGAAUUAUUGUGACCUCAGACUUCUUGUAGUCCGUUAUUACGUGCAAAAAUAAUACUUGUCAAAGAUUAGAAUAAAUUUAUAUGGCAUUAUAACUAAAGACGUUGUGUGCUCGUACUCACGCAGAUAUUAUGCCCGAUGCGUCUCGUUCUCUUAUUGAAAAAACAAUUUGAUGGUAAAUAUAGAUAGAAAAAAUAAUGAAGUGAAAAGUCUGCGUGCUCAUCGAGCGACCGUCGACAGUUUAAUACGAUGUCAAAAUCUCGAUGUUUCCUAUGUCGUCUAUAAGUGAAGUUAAACAUAUCACGAAAAUGCCUAAAGCAUUAGAAGUUUAAAUGAUAUACUAUGUAUUAUUAAAAGAUAUUCGAUUGAAAGUAUAUUUUUGUCUUCGAUGCAUCAUUAUAUUAAUACUCCGUAUAUUGAACUCCAUAUUUGCAUAAUAUUGAUAUAUUUUAUUGAAGCGUAUACUACUAUUAUACAUUAUACUGCUACAAUUGUGUAGCAUAAAAAUGAUGAAUAAUCAUUGUUAAUUGACGUUAUAGUAUAUUUAUUUCAUUAUUCUUGUGUAGGCCUAUUGAGAUAUUAUAUCAAACUAAAUAUUAUACUUAUACUAUAUUAAGUUUAACAAAUCAAUUACAUAUCAUAGAGUCUAAGAUGUUAAAUUUUAAGAAAAAAAUUCACUAGAGAAGUAUUUGGAUUAUACAACAGAUUCCACAAAGUUUCAAGCCUUCGUUUUCACGCAUAUAGCAGGUAAAAAUAUUUCACACUUUCAUAGAUGUGCCGUACUCUGGUAAUGUGUUCCAUACUCGGUACAUUCUUGAAGGAAGAAAUAUUCUGCUAUUAUAUAUUGCUUAUACAGCGUUAUCUUGUAAUUACAAAAGUUGAUAAUCAUGAAUAUUUUAAACAUUCUAUCAAGUAUAAUAAUUAUACGAAUAUUUUUAUGCACGUUAUUUUUGUCGAAAGGCAUUCAAAAAAUCAGAAUUUUCAUAAUUUACACAUAAUUGUGUAUAAAUUAUACAGAUGAUUGAUUGUAGAAUCCAGUGACUUCGGCUACUAGGCAUUGAGUCAAAUGUACCUAUAUCAAAAACACCUCUACAUGACUAUACGUGUACAUCUCCUAAAUAUUAAUAAUUAUAAUGUUUCAAAGGUAUUUGAAUGUGAAAUACACUAUUAUGUAUAUAUAUAUAUAUAUAUAUA
Molecule: messenger RNA, 3569 nt
Organism: Diprion similis
Lineage: Eukaryota; Metazoa; Arthropoda; Insecta; Hymenoptera; Diprionidae
Gene: spab
Product: prohormone-3
Exons: 6
Coding region: 194-871 (225 amino acids)
Source: RefSeq, a predicted model, not a curated record